Molecule: messenger RNA, 813 nt
Organism: Arctia plantaginis
Lineage: Eukaryota; Metazoa; Arthropoda; Insecta; Lepidoptera; Erebidae
Source: the annotation of a GenBank genome assembly
AUGGUUGGAUGGAAGGGUUUAAGAAAAGAAACGUCCUCAGGGGAAAGAAACUCACUGAUACGAGAACUAAAUUCAUAUACCAUCACAACAAGAGCUCAAUUGUACCGCGCCCUUGGUGGAAUAUCCCUGAAGAGACGUCGUGAUGAAAAUGAGGAGCAGCCUUCCAAUUCUAAGAAACCACGUGUGACUGCUGAUUCAAAAUUUGGAGGGUCCUGUCACUACUGCGGCCAUCGUGGACACAAGAUCGAAGAGUGCCGCAAACGUCGAGAUGGGGUCGCUGUCACAAAAGUUCCGGAACAAGAGAAGACAGUCACGUGCUUCGCCUGCCGAAAACCGGGACAUGUCAGUACGGCUUGUCCAAACAACAAAGCAGAUUCAGCUAAGAAGGACGUGAACAUCUGCGAUCGGAAUCUCGUGAAAGGUACUUUGUCGACGUCGACUGGUAAGUCAAUUCCAUUUCUGUUCGACAGUGGUUCAGCAUGUUCAUUGAUCAAGAAUAGCGUAGCGGCCCUGCUUCUGGGCCCCAUACACAAAGACACAGUUUACUUGACAGGCAUAGGCGGUGAGGACGUAAAAUGCUCGACUCAAAUUUCCAGUCUCGUCCGUAUUCAGGAGAUCUUAGACAACGACCGCUACGAAUUAAAGAGUACUAAUAGAUCUAGCAGAGUCUAUAAAUACUCUCAUGAAAACUUGCGUGAGGUGCCUAAGGGUUUCGAGGGUUUGGUAGAGAUAUCAACAACAUUGAUUAAUCACGAGGAUGACGUGUCGGCGUUCGGUGAAAAUGGCACUGACGUAAUAGUCCUCGGUCCCUGA